GUCAGUUGGAAGGCUGCCUUGCAGCUGAGCCCUUCAAGGUAGGUGGGAGGAGUGGCUUGACGCAGGGCCAGAGGGAAGACUGAGCGCAAAGGCCAAGGAAGGAAAGGGGCCACUGUUAAAGUACAAUGCUUUUCUUUGACGCCUCAAACAAGUGGAUCUUGCAAACCAAAGGACUUUAGGACUGUUGGCCAGUAGAGUUAACUUUGUAAUCAACGUGUGCUCUACCUCUUUUCCUGUGUAUUGCCUUUCCAUAUCAUCUUCAAGCAAGAGUGACUAAAAUUAAAGAAGCUACAUUUAAGAAAAAAAUCUGUUCACGAGGGCAUCUGUUGAUAGGUUAUUUAAGUUUCAAUCAGAAGAGCAGAAAUGCCACCAAUGCCGAGUGGGCCCCCGCUUUACCCACCUCCUGAUGGGGGAUGGGGCUGGGUUGUGGUGGCAGCGGCUUUCAUCUCCAUUGGAUUUUCAUACGCAUUCCCCAAAGCCGUGACAGUAUUCUUCAAGGAAAUUCAGGAAAUAUUCCACACAACCUACAGUGAAAUAGCCUGGAUCUCGUCCAUUAUGCUAGCUGUCAUGUACGCUGGAGGUCCCAUAAGUAGUGUCUUAGUGAAUAAAUACGGCAGCCGGCCAGUGGUGAUUGUAGGAGGUUUACUGUGCUGCUUGGGAAUGGUCUUGGCCUCCUUCGCCACCAGUGUAAUACAGCUUUACCUCACUAUGGGAUUCAUUGGAGGUCUAGGCUUAGCCUUCAACCUGCAGCCAGCCUUAACCAUAAUUGGCAAGUAUUUCUACAAGAAGCGACCCAUGGCCAACGGACUGGCCAUGGCAGGAAGUCCUGUUUUCUUAAGUACCUUGGCUCCUUUCAAUCAGUACCUUUUUAACACUUAUGGUUGGAAAGGAAGCUUCUUGAUUUUGGGAGGUAUACUUUUGAAUUCCUGCGUGGCUGGUUCACUCAUGAGACCCCUCGGACCCCAACAAGCUCCUUUGGACUCCAAAAAUAAGACUGGCAUGAGCACAGAAGCUUCGGAUCCGAAGACAACCCAGAAGAAACCACUGUCGGAGAGAGUCCUUAAGUAUUUAGACUUCACCCUUUUUAAGCACAGAGGGUUUCUUAUAUACCUCUCUGGAAAUGUCAUCAUGUUUUUGGGCUUUUUUGCCCCUGUCAUAUUCUUGGCUCCUUACGCUAAAGAUCAGGGGAUUGACGAGUACUCAGCAGCUUUCUUGCUCUCUGUUAUGGCUUUUGUCGAUAUGUUCGCUAGGCCUUCGGGAGGAUUCAUUGCAAACUCCAAACUUAUCCGACCCCGAAUCCAGUAUUUCUUCAGUUUUGCAAUCAUGUUCACUGGAGUAUGUCAUCUCCUGUGUCCUCUGGCCAAGGACUACACAAGCCUGGUGGUAUAUGCUGUAUUUUUUGGCUUUGGAUUUGGGAGUGUUAGCAGCGUGCUCUUUGAAACGCUGAUGGACCUGGUUGGUGCUGCAAGGUUUUCCAGUGCUGUGGGACUCGUCACAAUCGUGGAGUGUGGUCCAGUUCUUCUUGGUCCUCCUCUGGCUGGCAAAUUGGUGGAUAUUACUGGUGAAUAUAAAUACAUGUACUUAGCCAGUGGGGCUAUUGUGGUAACUGCAAGCAUUUGGCUGCUCAUCGGCAAUGCUAUCAACUACAGGUUGCUGGAAAAGGAAAAGAAGCUGGAGGAAGCACAGCAGAAGGUGCGGGCGCCUGCGCCCAAGGAGUCUGAACCCUUGCACAAGCCCGUUCACGAGGACGAUGUGACCAUCAAGAUGCCCCAAGGGCAAGAUGUUCCUCCUUCAGAAAGAGAAACAAAUAUUUAAUAAGUCA
Ochotona princeps (American pika) is the source of this 1822-nucleotide messenger RNA. It is a transcript of the gene SLC16A7, whose product is annotated as solute carrier family 16 member 7. The transcript has 7 exons. The record is from RefSeq and is a predicted model, not a curated record. Bases 364 to 1815 code for a protein of 483 amino acids. Gene Ontology annotation, biological process: transmembrane transport; monocarboxylic acid transport. Lineage: Eukaryota; Metazoa; Chordata; Mammalia; Lagomorpha; Ochotonidae. Gene Ontology annotation, cellular component: membrane. Gene Ontology annotation, molecular function: monocarboxylic acid transmembrane transporter activity.